GAGCAUUGAAAUGUGUGUGUCAACUUCUCGAGAAACAAAAUUGAAAACAAAAUACACACAUGGGCGGCCAACUUUCCAAAGGGGGUCUACUCUUCCUCUUUAGCGCACACACACACACACACACACACACACACACACACACACACACACACACACACACGCACGCACGCACGCACGCACGCACGCAAACCUGUGCUCGCUCCCUCGCGCGCAGAGGGAGGAGGGAGGAGGGAUGAGGGAGAGAUGUCUGCAUCAGGACAAACUCUGCUGCACUUUUCAUACAGACUCCCCCUGAACCAGCACAGCGGAGGAGGCGUGCAGCAGAUCACCAAACACGGUGCACUCUGUCCCGCUCCAAAGGGCUAUAGCACGGGAGAAGAGCGGUGAAAAUGAACUUCUGAGCGCCAUGGGCACGAGCUGAAGUCAGACUGCUCCCGGAGGUCGUUUCAGACGCAUGUACGAUAUGUGGGGGGACGCACGCCCGCGCUGCCUGCGACGCUCGGCACAGAUUUAACAGAGCUACCUGAAAACCUGCAGUGUUUAAAGACACAUUAGCUUCACCUCUCAGUGGCUCUGACAUUGACGGAGGGUUAAAGAAGACACGGGGGUGCAGGACGCAGCAGAGAAAGUUUGGAGUUUGGCGCACACAUCGCGUUACAACAAUGCGGCUGACCCCAGUCCUCUCCUGGGCUGCUCCGCUAAUCCUCCUGGCGGCUGUGCAAUUGUCCGACACCAUUUCCUUGUCCCCCCAAGAGGCGAACCAGUUUCUAAGCAGACACAGAAGAGCAAACCAAGUUUUUGAGGAGACGAAGCAAGGGCACUUGGAGAGAGAGUGCGUAGAGGAGAGGUGCUCCAAAGAGGAGGCGAGAGAGGUGUUUGAAAACGACCCAGAGACGGAUUACUUCUGGCCAAAAUAUAUAGCAUGCGUGGACAAGUUUGGGGAUUCUGAGAAAAAGAAACAGGAUCUGAUCACUUGUGUUCACAAUAUCCCAGACCAGUGCUCGCCGUCGCCAUGCAACCCCAGAGGUACGGUGCGCUGCGAGGACAAAAAGGGCGAUUUCCUGUGUCACUGCUUCACCGGCUGGACAGGGGCCAGAUGUGAGAAAGAUGUGGACGAGUGCGAGACGAGGAACGGCCGCUGUGACCACGAGUGCAACAACACGAUGGGCAGUUACCGCUGCUCCUGUCACCAUGGAUACACACUGUCAGGGCGGCACUUAUGUAACGAUGUGAAUGAGUGUGAAGACCCCUCGGUUUGUGGGACAGCUGAUUGCCUGAACACAGAGGGCAGUUUCAAGUGUCUGUGUGAGCCUGGGUUUGUUUACGACAACGAGACCAAGAGCUGCCUGGAUGUGGAUGAGUGCGAGUCCAGUGUUUGUGCCGAUGAAUGCCUGAAUGUUCCUGGGAGUUUCCGGUGUUUUUGUGACGGACGUCAGGGCAUGAAGCUGUCCCAGGACCUCAGGAGCUGUAAGCCCAUUACUCCAUGUAUUUCACCGUCUUUGAAAAGGAAUCCUCAGUCCCUGUAUCUGGGACGCACCUUCAGUGGAGUACCUGUGGUGAGGCUUCGGUUUCGCAGAACAUCUAAAACAGGAUUUUCAGCAGAGUUUGAUUUCCGUACCUAUGAUUCUGAGGGAGUGAUAUUUUUUGCUGGAGGUCACUUGAAUAGCUCAUGGAUUGUGCUCGCAAUGCAUGAUGGGAAACUGGAGUUGCAGCUGAAGUACGGUGCAGUGAGCAGGGUCACCAGCAGUGGAGCUGUGGUCAACGAUGGACAGUGGAGAAAGAUCUCGGUGGAGGAGCAGGGCCGCAGUCUGGUGAUAAAGAUCGACCGAGAGGCUGUGAUGAAGAUCGCGGUUAAUGGGGACCUGUUCACUCUGAAGAAGGGUCUGGGGCUGCACGAGCUGAACCUGACCGUGGGAGGGGUCCCUUUUAAAGAAGACGGUUUGGUCAAUAAAGUGAACCCUCGUUUGGAUGGUUGUAUGAAGGAUUGGCGCUGGUUGACCGGAGAAGACACCUCGAUCCAGCAGACGGUUUCAUCCAAUGAGAACAUGCAGUGUUUCAGCACAGAGGACCCUGGGGCCUUUUUCAAUGGGACAGGAUUCGCCUUUUUCAACAGAAGCUUUACAGAUUCACAAAACCUGAGUGUCCACUUGAGUCUGCGCGCCACUUCUGGGAUCGGGGUCUUGUUUGCUCUCAUUUACCAGGACCGGGUUCCUCUGUCCAUUUCUUUAGCCGACUACCAUCCAGGGACAGAUGAGUGGAGAGAUGUGAGUACAAUGACAAUGAAAACUGUAUAAUUCUAAAUAAUGUCAAUUUGAUUAAAAAUAGAUUUUGUCCUUUGAAUUAAAAAGUAACAAUCU
Molecule: messenger RNA, 2357 nt
Organism: Boleophthalmus pectinirostris (great blue-spotted mudskipper)
Lineage: Eukaryota; Metazoa; Chordata; Actinopteri; Gobiiformes; Gobiidae
Gene: gas6
Product: growth arrest-specific 6
Cellular component (GO): extracellular region
Molecular function (GO): calcium ion binding
Source: RefSeq, a predicted model, not a curated record